Messenger RNA from Theileria annulata, 606 nucleotides. RefSeq lists its product as uncharacterized. The record is from RefSeq and is a predicted model, not a curated record. NCBI's taxonomy places the organism in Eukaryota, Apicomplexa, Aconoidasida, Piroplasmida, Theileriidae. Bases 1 to 606 code for a protein of 201 amino acids. The transcript has a single exon.
AUGUAUGAAAUAAAUAAAGAAUUGGAAAAAAAUAAAUUGAAGAAAAGAGAACAUAUAAUAAAAGAAGAAUCAUUACCAGGUAUAUUAAAUCAUCCAGUACAACAAGGUUUACAUGGUGAUCGUGAUUAUGAAUUAGAACCAAAAGAUGAACAAAAAACUAUUAUUACAUCUGCUAUAACACCUGAAGAUAUUGAAUUCUAUGAAGAAUUAGAACAAAAACAAGAUAAAAUUUGGAAAAGAAGAAUUAAACAAAAUCAAAUCUUCCAUAAAGAACUUUUUAAAAUUCAUAACAAUUCAAAUAGUUUAACUAAUUUAAAUAAUUUAACUAAUUUAGAUUUAAAUUUAAAUAAAUUAAAUGGAAAUGGGUUGGAUGGAGAAGAAUUGGAUGUAGAAGAUAUAAAUGAAAAUUAUAAAGAAUUUGGAAAUACAUAUUUUAGUGAAAAUAAAAUUAAAAAAAUAUUAAAAGUUAAUAUCAUACCUAAAAAUAUUAAUAAAUCUAUUCCUAACACUACUGGUACUAGUACUGUUACUACUAAUACUACUGGUAUUAAGGAGAAGAAGGAGGAAUGUAAGAGUAUAAUUGAAGGAUAUUCAGAUGAUGAUUAA